UAGGAGACCUAGUCCUAAUGUACAAAAGUAAUAUUCAUGAUAAAAAGAAACUUGAAGAUCGCUGGAAGGGACCGUAUUACAUUCAUGAUGAUCUUGGUAACGGUGUGUACAAAUUAAGGACCAUGGACAGAAAGAUCCUCAAAACACCAAUAAAUAGUGCAAGGUUAAAACA
Messenger RNA from Funneliformis geosporum, 172 nucleotides. NCBI's taxonomy places the organism in Eukaryota, Fungi, Glomeromycota, Glomeromycetes, Glomerales, Glomeraceae. The record is from the annotation of a GenBank genome assembly.